Hibiscus syriacus is the source of this 566-nucleotide messenger RNA. RefSeq names its product transcription factor SCREAM2-like. NCBI's taxonomy places the organism in Eukaryota, Viridiplantae, Streptophyta, Magnoliopsida, Malvales, Malvaceae. The coding region runs from base 65 to 541 and encodes 158 amino acids. Gene Ontology annotation, cellular component: nucleus. Gene Ontology annotation, molecular function: protein dimerization activity; sequence-specific DNA binding; DNA-binding transcription factor activity. The record is from RefSeq and is a predicted model, not a curated record. The transcript is spliced from 6 exons. Gene Ontology annotation, biological process: regulation of DNA-templated transcription.
CAAAAAGCCAAAUAUUUUCGACAAUAUUCUAAAUCAACUUACACGCUGAAUCAUCUUCAUCAUCAUGUCUUCUAGAGGUCGAAAGAAAUCAUCUGUUCAUCAAAAACUCCAACAGCUUUGUUCCGUCACCAACUCUACUGCUGUAAACAAGACCUCAAUCAUCGUAGAUGCUACGAGAUAUAUCGGUGAGUUGAAAGAUAAAGUGGAUAAACUGAGCCAAGAAACUAGAACCACUUCACCAGCUUCGACUUCCCAGACUCCUAUGCCGAUGGUUACAGUGGAAACCCUAGACAAGGGUUUCCUUAUUAAUGUGCUGUUAGAAAAGAAUUGCCCUGGUUUGCUUGUUUCUGUAUUGGAAACCUUCGAAGAGCUCGGCCUUGACGUGCUCGAAGCUAGGGUUUCUUGUGAAGAAACUUUCAAACUAGAAGCCAUUGGAGGAGAAAAUGAAGGUAAUGCGGAAGGCAUCGAUGCUCAAAUGGUGAAGCAAGCAAUGAUGCAGGCUAUAAGGAAAUGGGAUGAAAAUAGACAGCAGGAGGACUAGGAUUUUCCCUGCUUGCGAGACCAGA